This is a messenger RNA of Telopea speciosissima, 3438 nucleotides long. Its product is annotated as structural maintenance of chromosomes protein 5. Lineage: Eukaryota; Viridiplantae; Streptophyta; Magnoliopsida; Proteales; Proteaceae. Gene Ontology annotation, cellular component: Smc5-Smc6 complex. Gene Ontology annotation, molecular function: ATP hydrolysis activity; ATP binding. Gene Ontology annotation, biological process: double-strand break repair via homologous recombination. The transcript has 31 exons. The record is from RefSeq and is a predicted model, not a curated record. The coding region runs from base 125 to 3271 and encodes 1048 amino acids.
CCCGCCAUUUUAAUACCAGUUGUCACUUCCCUUCCGCAGAAAAUUUUGCUCUUCGUUCAUCCUAAUGUCGUACGAACCUAGGGUUCCGCUAAGAUCUUAGACCUCCAUCGUCGAAACAUCUUCAAUGGAGCCUUCUGCUAAACGCAUCAAACUCAGCAGAGGCCAGGAUGAUUACUUGCCGGGAAACAUUAUCGAGAUCGAGCUCUGUAAUUUCAUGACAUUUGAUGAACUGAUAGUCAAACCCGGUUCGCGUCUCAACCUAGUAGUGGGACCCAAUGGAUCGGGGAAGAGUUCUGUGGUAUGCGCGAUCGCCCUUGGUCUUGGCGGCGAGCCUCAGCUACUUGGAAGGGCUUCCAGUGUUGGUGCUUAUGUGAAACGCGGAGAGGAGUCUGGUUAUAUUAGGAUUUCUUUGAGAGGUGAAGCUUUAGAGGAGCAGAUUAGUAUCAAGCGAAAGAUAGACAGGCAUAACAAGUCUGAGUGGAUGUUGAAUGGCAAAGUAGUGCCAAAAAAGGAUGUAGUUGAAAUAAUUCAAAGGUUCAAUAUCCAAGUCAACAAUUUGACACAGUUCUUACCACAAGAUCGUGUCUGUGAGUUUGCUAAGCUAACUCCUGUACAACUUCUAGAAGAGACCGAAAGGGCAGUUGGUGAUCCACAACUACCAAUUCAACAUCAUUCUCUUGUUGACAAAAGUCAUGAAUUGAAGAGACUUGAAGUUACUGUCAAGCAAAAUGGAGAUACCUUGAAUCAGCUUAAAGCACUUAAUGCUGAGCAAGAAAAAGAUGUAAAGCGUGUCCGUCAAAGAGAAGAACUUCUGGCAAAGGUUGAGUCUAUGAGAAAGAAAUUACCAUGGCUUAAGUAUGAUAAGAAGCAAGAUGAAUGGAAGAAAGCAAAAGAGAAUGCGGAUAAUGCCAAAAGAGAACUGGCUGAAGCUGCUAGGGUUGCGAAUGAUCACAAAGAACGUUUAGAGGAACAGCAAAGGAAAUUAAAAGAAGAUGGCAACUGUAAGAAAGAAAGAAAUCUACUUGAUGCUAACAUUGAGAAUCGUAAGAUGGUCCUUGAUAAAGAAAGCAGUUUGGGGGUUCAUGUAAGAGGAAAAUAUAAUCGUAUUGUAGAGUUGAGGAGGGAAGAAGAAUCUCGUCAGGAAACAAUUUUAAAAGAGAAAGAAGAUCUAGCUGUUGAUAAAUUACAACUUGCAAACUGGCCUACGCAUGAUGAUCGUAAAGAUAAAAUUAGAAGUCUAAACCUUCAAAUACGGGAACGGGACUGUUCUCAUAACGAAAAGAAGUUGAAUAUAUCGGGCAAGGAAAAGGCUUUAAAUGAGAAGAGAGAGGAACUGAGGAAGUGCCUAAACAGUCUGAGGGACAUGGAAAGUGCAAAUAAUAAACUUUUACAGGCUUUGAAAAAUACUGGAGGUGAUUAUAUAUUUCAGGCUUAUCACUGGGUACAGGAACACCGCCAUGAGUUAAAUAAGGAGAUCUAUGGUCCUGUCCUCCUUGAGGUUAAAGUUCAACAACCUGUAUUUGCAAACUACUUGGAAGCACAUGUGCCUAAAUAUAUCUGGAAGGCCUUCAUAACUCAGGAUUGUGCUGAUCGGGACCUCUUGGUUAGAAACUUGACAAAAUUUGACGUUGCUGUUAUUAAUUAUGAUAUGGCCGAGUGCAGUAAUAAAGUUCCAUUUGCAGUUUCUGAGGAGAUGCGUAAGCUUGGCAUCUACUGCAGACUUGACCAAGUUUUUGAUGCUCCUAAUGCUGUGAAGGAGGUCUUGACUAGUCUCAGUGGGCUGGAACAUGCAUUUGUUGGGACCAAGGAGACAGAUAGAAAGGCCAAUGAAGUUCAACGGCUUGGAAUUUUUGAUCUUUGGACUCCUGAAAAUCACUAUCGAUGGAUUCGCUCUAGAUAUGGUGGCCAUGUUUCAGCAAGUGUUGAGCAUGUGCCUGGUUCACGUUUGUUUCAAUCUAGUGCAAAUGUUAUGGAAAUUGAAAAGUGUAGGUCCAAGAAAAAGGAGCUGGAAGAGAUCAUUGUUACUCUAGAGGAACGUUGUAAAAAGCUUCGGUCUGAAUCUAAAUAUCUGGAUGAAGAUACUGCUGAACUUAGAAAACAGUGUGAAGAACUAUUUCUCGCUAGUCAGCAUGAUAAUAAAAAGCGGCGUGACUUGGAGAACCGUAUUUCUCAAAGGGAAAGGAAAAUAAGGUCUCUAGAGGAGGGGGAGGACAUGGAUACAAUUACAAAAAAGCUACUUGAUGAAGCUGCUGAAUUGAACCUGCAGAGGUUCCAAACUGCAAUUGAUCUUAAGAAAUCACUUGUUGAAGCUGUUUCCCACAAAUGGAGCUACACCAUAAAGCACAUGUCAUCCAUUGAGCUUGAAACAAAGAUUAGGGAAUUGGAAAUUGAUUUCAAGCAGAAAGAGAGGUUUGCUCGCGAAGCAUCACAGCACUACAACUUCUGUAAGAAGGAGUCAUCGGAAAAUCAUAGACGGGUGUUGGUAGCUCUUAAGAGAGAAGCUGAAUCAAUUGCUGUCAUUACUCCAGAACUUGAGCAGGAAUUUCUCAAGAUGCCUAGUACUAUCGAGGAUUUGGAAACAGCUAUUGAAGAUAAUAUUUCUCAAGCCAAUUCUAUUCUUUUUCUAAACCAAAACAUUCUGGAGGAAUAUGAAAGCCGUCAGCGCAAGAUAGAAGCCAUUUCUAGGAAACUUGAAGCUGAUGACAUGGAGCUAAAAAGGUGUUUAGCCGAAAUUGAUGCCCUGAAGGGAAAGUGGCUCCCAAGAUUAAGAAACCUUGUUGCAAAGAUAAAUGAGACGUUUAGUCGCAAUUUUCAAGAAAUGGCAGUUGCUGGGGAAGUUUCAUUAGAUGAGCAUGACAUGGACUAUGAUAAAUUUGGUAUAGUUAUAAAAGUAAAGUUCAGGCAAACAGGGCAGCUUCAAGUACUGAGUGCUCACCAUCAGUCUGGCGGGGAGCGGUCAGUUUCUACUAUUCUCUAUCUAGUUUCUCUGCAAGACCUUACGCAUUGCCCAUUCCGUGUGGUUGAUGAGAUAAAUCAAGGAAUGGACCCUAUAAAUGAAAGGAAGAUGUUUCAGCAGCUAGUUCGAGCAGCUAGCCAACCCAAUACCCCACAAUGUUUCUUACUUACACCAAAGUUGCUAUCAAACCUGCAAUACAGUGAAGCAUGUUGUGUCUUGCAUAUUAUGAAUGGACCUUGGAUUGAGGAGCCUGCCAAAGUGUGGCACAAUGGCGAAAGUUGGAAAACAGCUAUUGGCAUGGCUAGUGGGGGUUAAUGUUUAGAGGCUCACCACACAGCAGCAUCACUAAGUUGAGGACUACAGUUCCAAAGUAGUAGUCCAAAUGAUGUGGUUUCUUCUAGACAAUAGAUGUUGAAACCCCCUUUGUAAUAUAUGUGAAGCUCAUGUUAAUUAUGAUGCCCAACCAUGGAAAAGUGUAUGCU